Molecule: messenger RNA, 1653 nt
Organism: Cylindrotheca closterium
Lineage: Eukaryota; Bacillariophyta; Bacillariophyceae; Bacillariales; Bacillariaceae
Source: the annotation of a GenBank genome assembly
AUGAAGAUCAACAGGACCUCGUUUCGUGAAAACAACAGAAGAUGGACUAAUUCGCAAGUCGCGGUGUGGACGCUCUUUCUCUUCAUCAUGCAUAUCGUAUCCCAACAAGAGGGUGUCUCAUCAGCAGCACCACAGUAUCUGGCAAUAAGCUCACUGUACGAAGAACAAUACCGUCGGCAGACUCAGAAUUGCCCCCCUUCCGAACCUAGCUCAGACUCAUCCUCUAGACACGAGAUUGUGAUUUCUUCUGAAAGAAACAAACGAACGGCAUACAAGACAUCGUCCUCCUUCAACAAAGCACCUUACUAUUUGACAGGGCGAACAGCUUGGAAGCCAAAACACAGUGAACAAUUCAACAGCGACCAAUACAACGAGGGCAAGGUAUUUUACUCUAUUGAAAAGUCUUCGAUACAAGAGAUACCGUCGAGUCAGAACUCGUGGAUUCUUCCCAAGAAACUUUCCAAACCAACUCGGAAUCACGACAAUGUCAUUUUUGAUGUGGCUGGAGGAGGACCGUCAACAUCAGGUCGUCAGAUAUUGCUCGCCAUGCUGGGUCGCCAUUCGGGAGUAUUGCAAUGGAUUGAUCUAAUGACGGGAGAACAAAAUCGAACUACAGUUACAGGAUUAGAUCCUGCCGGAAAUGGAUUGGACAAUCUCAAUCACGUGUACAGUGUGGUAGUGGAUUCUCUGUCCAAUCCGUCAUAUAAAGAAGUUUGGCUCCCUUGCGGCUUUCAUGGACAUGAAGUAAAUCAAGAAGAGAGCAGUGAAUAUGCUAGGAUUGUCAAUCUCAAGACCAUGACGGUCGAAGUGGGACCCAAACUUCCUUUUGCAGGCGGAGCUUGUGUGGCGGCAGCCAUUCAUGUUCAUGGCCCCAACGAACCACCUCAUAUUUGUGCCUUUGGUGGAACCCAUGGGGCACACGACGCGGGAAACUUUCUACCAUAUACGUCCUGCUAUGAUCGAGUGGCAGAAACAUGGCAUCAUCCCUUUGGCCGUCUCCCGUUUGGCUUGGAUCACGGUUCGCUGGUCCAAAUCCCACCUUCCGUUUGCGAUCCUUCCGACCCAGGACGCAUCCUCAUCUUCAACUUUCGGACACGAUCCUACGGUACCCAAAGCCCAGAGAUUCUAGCCUUUGAUCUUCCAGCAUCCGGUUGGUCCAAACAAGAAACUGCCAACAUGGAUCCCGAUACACCAGGAGGGUGGUAUGUGUAUGCCAAUAUUUCGUACUUCGGCACCCAUGACGAAGUUAAUGCGCCCCGAGACGCCAGUGGUGUAGCGAUUGCCAAUGAUUGGAGGAACAUCCUCAACUUUGGUGGAAUUCACUAUCACAGGCACCGGAAUGUUACCAAAUGGAAUGGAGAUACAAAAGUGAAGCGAUCGAGAAGAAGAUUCUCGACCAUUCGAAGCCUGGACGUUUGCGCCAAGACUUGGUCCAAAGUGGGAGACUUGGGCAUGCGCACCUUUGCGUUGCAGACCACUGUGAGUGAAAAGCUGAAUGUUGCUGUCACCUGUGGUGGGCAUACCUACAAGCGGCAAACAGAAAACAGUCCAUGGUGCAUUGUCAAUCGAAUCCCUGGAAUGAAAUUGCAGGCCAGUGGAGGAAGCAAAACCACCCAGAGCGAAGUUCCUGGUCUUGUGUUUGAUGACAAAUGA